AUGGGACUGGAUGACAUUUUUACUCCUGAACUUUUCUGGUAUAAAAGUGUCCCUCGAGGAGGGUCUGACUGUCACCGGGAGGAGUUCGGCAAUAAAAUGCAGAUCUGUGGAGAUUUGCCAAAGUCCAGAAUGAUGGGGUCGCCCAAGUUCCACCUGCUCCUCGUCCUGUCCAUCUCCAUGGCGUGCGUGCUCCGCGGCUCCCCCGUCCCCCCGUCGAAGGGAGCUGGAAAAUCCGAUUGUUUUCUCCUCCAGCCGAGCUCCUGCCCACCCCGGCCAGCCCCGGGAGACACGCUCGAUUUUCUGAAGCCCGCUUUGGAGAAGAUGCUGAUGAAAAGGUCUUUCCGCAACGGCGUUGGCAUGGGGAUGAAAAAAACUUCCUUUCAAAGAGCAAAAUCAUGAGCAAGUGUGCAAAGGACGCUGGGAACGGAUCCCAGCGCGGAGCCCGCCUUGCCCCCGCGGACGGUCCCUCUCUCUCCCCCAGUGCCGCUGCUUUGGGCUCUCUGUGACCACACAGAGGAAAUCAAGUGGUUGUUGUUUUUCUUUUUAAAUGUAAAUCUGUCCCCAAAUGCCACCGUGAAAAGUAAACUGCUUAUGUGA
Messenger RNA from Sorex araneus (European shrew), 597 nucleotides. RefSeq names its product neuropeptide S (gene NPS). The transcript is spliced from 3 exons. Lineage: Eukaryota; Metazoa; Chordata; Mammalia; Eulipotyphla; Soricidae. The coding region runs from base 1 to 399 and encodes 132 amino acids. Gene Ontology annotation, biological process: positive regulation of synaptic transmission, glutamatergic; positive regulation of action potential; neuropeptide signaling pathway. The record is from RefSeq and is a predicted model, not a curated record. Gene Ontology annotation, cellular component: extracellular region.